Molecule: messenger RNA, 287 nt
Organism: Staurois parvus
Lineage: Eukaryota; Metazoa; Chordata; Amphibia; Anura; Ranidae
Source: the annotation of a GenBank genome assembly
AUGGGUCAUUCUCAGGAGCUCAGUGAAUUCAAGCAUGGUAACGUGAUAGAUUGCCAAAUGUGUAAUAAGUCCAUUUGUGAAAUUUCCUGGCUAUUAAAUAUUCCACGGUCAACUGUUAGAGGUAUUAUAACAAAGUGGAAGCAACUGGGAACAACAGCAACUCAGCUACAAGCACAUGCUGAAGUGCAGAUAUCGCUAACUGUCUGCAGAGUCAAUUGCUAAAGACCUCCAAACUUCUUGUGGCCUUCAGAUUAGCACAACAGCAGUACGUAGAUAGCUUUGUAGAA